CUUUCGAACUCUUUUCUUACUAUGCAUCCCACAAUAAUGAACAACACCUACUUUCAUUUUCUUUCAUUUUUGUUUAUGCAAUGUUUCAUGGUUAGCUUAGCUAUGACUGUGAGGAAUCUGACCACUGAUCAAUUUGCACUACUCCAGUUUAAACACCUUAUCCUUGAUCCUCACAAUGUCUUGGCAGACGAUUGGACGGCCUCUAACUCUGUUUGCACCUGGCUUGGUGUUUCUUGUGGUGUCAAACAUGGAAGGGUCACAUCCUUGACUCUCCCAAAGAUGAAUCUUACAGGAACAAUCCCUCCUCAUCUUGGAAAUCUCUCAUUUCUACUUUCUCUCGAUUUGAGCAGCAACAAUUUCUAUGGCAAUCUACCCAAAGAACUGGGGCAACUGCAUCGUUUGAGGCUCAUUGAUUUAAGCUUCAACGGCCUUAAUGGGAGGAUUCCAUCAUGGCUUGGGAAAUUACAUAGAGUUGAAAAGUUGAGAAUGAAAAAUAAUAGUCUCACAGGCACAAUUCCUCAAACACUUGUUAAUAUGUCCAACCUAGAGAUCUUGCACUUGGGGAACAAUCAACUAUCCGGUCAGAUUCCAUCUUCCAUCUUCAAGAUUUCCUCUUUGAAAGAGAUUCAUCUCCAACAAAAUAGUCUUUCUGGUAGUUUGCCAGAUGAUUUGGGUGUCCAUCUUCCUAAAGUUGAGAUACUUGGCUUGAGUGUAAAUGAAUUAUCCGGUUAUAUUCCAUCAAGUAUAGGCACAUGCAGCAAGCUUCAAAAAUUAGGAUUGUCUAUUAAUCAAUUCAAUGGGUUCAUUCCAAGAAAUAUUGGAAAUUUAACACAACUCAAAGAAGUAUAUUUGGGUUUAAAUAACUUAGAAGGUGAAAUUCCUAAGGAAAUUGGUAAUCUUUUUAGUUUAGAGAUAUUAAGUGCUGUAAGGAUGGGCCUUACUGGUAAGAUUCUAGCUUCCAUCUUCAACAUUUCUUUUCUGACCAGUGUUGCUCUACAAAAUAAUAGUUUAUCAGGUAAAUUGCCUGAUUAG
Durio zibethinus is the source of this 1032-nucleotide messenger RNA. The record is from RefSeq and is a predicted model, not a curated record. Lineage: Eukaryota; Viridiplantae; Streptophyta; Magnoliopsida; Malvales; Malvaceae.